Suillus fuscotomentosus is the source of this 195-nucleotide messenger RNA. RefSeq lists its product as uncharacterized. Lineage: Eukaryota; Fungi; Basidiomycota; Agaricomycetes; Boletales; Suillaceae. The record is from RefSeq and is a predicted model, not a curated record. The annotation marks the transcript as partial. The transcript has a single exon.
AAGCUAGCACAGGUCAUGGGCAUCCAUCGUAAUACCUUGCGCUCCUACUUGAAGCAGAACAAUGUUAGCUAUAAGUAUAGCCUGAUCUCAGAUGCAGACCUGGAUCAAGCUGUUCGAGAAUUUCGUCAGAUGAAGCCAAAUUCUGGGGUUCGCUAUCUUACUGGCCAUUUGCGACAGUUGGGCUUGUGGAUACAG